Messenger RNA from Olea europaea var. sylvestris, 1159 nucleotides. Its product is annotated as GDSL esterase/lipase At5g45920-like. The transcript has 7 exons. Lineage: Eukaryota; Viridiplantae; Streptophyta; Magnoliopsida; Lamiales; Oleaceae. The record is from RefSeq and is a predicted model, not a curated record. The coding region runs from base 136 to 891 and encodes 251 amino acids. Gene Ontology annotation, molecular function: hydrolase activity, acting on ester bonds.
UUAUUCUAAAUUAUUUGAUGCAAUCAAUAGCCUUUGAAAUUCACCAAAACCUACCCGUCUUUCUCUCUACAUCUAUCUGUUUCUCUCUCUAUAUAGUAAUAUUAUACUUUCUGGCACGUUAAACCCGGCUUUUUGAUGCUAGUGUAUAUCGAAAAUAAUAUUACUUGGAGAAGAAAGAUGAGACCCCGGAUUUACCUUUUCGGAGAUUCUAUCACUGAAGAGUCCUUUACCCAUGGCGGCUGGGGAUCUUCUCUUGCAAAUCACUUCUGUCGCACUAUGGAUGUGGUGUUGAGAGGGUAUAGCGGGUACAAUACAAGAUGGGCUCUUAAGGUGGUGGAGAAGGUGUUUCCACCGUCGGAGAGUGGCGGUGCUCCGAUGGCAGUGACGGUGUUCUUCGGCGCAAAUGACGCUUCUCUUCCCGAUAGAUACAGUGCCUUCCAACACGUGCCGGUUGACGAGUACAAGAAGAAUCUCCACGCUAUUAUCGCCUUUCUCAAGAAAAGGUGGCCUUCAGUUCAUAUUCUCAUCAUCACACCUCCUCCAAUUGAUGAAGAUGGACGUCUACAGAAUCCAUUUGUCGAGAACGAAUCAGGUCUACCUGAGAGGACAAAUGAGGCUGCUGGCAGAUAUGCUAAAGCCUGCCUUGCAGUUGCUGCAGAAUGUGGAAUUCUGGCAGUGGAUCUUUGGACAAAAAUGCAGCAGAUUCCUGGCUGGCAAAAAGCUUAUUUAAGAGAUGGUUUGCAUCUGACUCAAGGUGGCCAAAGUGUGGUAUUUGAGGAAAUAAUUGGCAGACUAAAGGAAGUAGGCAUAAGUCUGGAAACUCUACCAGUCGAUCUCCCACUUAUGGCCGAGAUUGAUCCUAAAGAUCCCAUGAAGUCUUUUGAGAAUUAACUUGGAAAAUGGGGACACUUUAUUGCUGGAUUGAGCUAAACUAACAAGGAGGCUAACAAGAGACCCCACAAAUAGGAGGGAGGGAAAAAAAUUUAUUCAAGCAGGACCCACGAUAUGAGAGAGGCAGGCAGUCUUUUUGUCAAAUAUAUUCAGUCACUUUAGCAUUUUCCAUGUUAUGAAUGAUAAUAUGUAAUAUUAAAGGAAAAAAAUUAUCGGUUGCAGUAUGUACUAUUGUUUAUAAAAUUAUUGUUUAUAAAAUUUUGAGAUC